Trifolium pratense (red clover) is the source of this 1998-nucleotide messenger RNA. RefSeq lists its product as uncharacterized. The coding region runs from base 134 to 1825 and encodes 563 amino acids. Gene Ontology annotation, cellular component: chloroplast stroma; starch grain. Lineage: Eukaryota; Viridiplantae; Streptophyta; Magnoliopsida; Fabales; Fabaceae. Gene Ontology annotation, biological process: regulation of starch metabolic process; starch metabolic process. The record is from RefSeq and is a predicted model, not a curated record. Gene Ontology annotation, molecular function: starch binding. The transcript has 4 exons.
AGAACAAAACUAAAUAAAUAAAUACCAACCAGAAAACGGUCCUUCACUGCACAUAAUUUGUUCUUUCUCACUUCUCAUUUCUCAUUUGUCAUUCCAUCACCUCACAGUGACACUCUUCUUCAACCUCCAUGCAAUGGCGACCCAUUUGAAACCAUUCACCAUAGCCACACCAUACAAAUCACUACACCCUCUCCAUCUCCAACAACAACAUCAACAACCAAGGAACAGAAAACAAACACAAUGGGUACGAUUCAAAAUUCAAGCAAGUUCAUCGUACCUCGACAUGUGGAAAAAAGCCAUAGAACGAGAAAGAAACACCACAAACUUCAACAAACUCGCUUCUUCAAAUGACAACAACGUGGAAGAGAAUUUGGAGAAGAAAACUGAAGAGUUCCAGAAACUUCUACAGGUUUCAAGUGAAGAACGUGAUAGGAUUCAGAGAUUGCAAGUUAUUGAUCGUGCUUCCGCCGCAAUUGCCGCCGCUAGAGCACUUCUUAAAGAUGCUAAUAGCAAUAGUGUUCGUUCUGAUAAAGAUUCGUUACAGAAAAAUGAAUCAGAUUCAGGAAAGAAGAAUGACAGUAUUUUUGUGCAAGAGUCUGGAACGCAGAAUGGGACUCUUUUUGUGCCAAAGUCAGGAACGCAGAAAGACGGUAUCCCAGGUCCUGAUUUUUGGUCCUGGACACCGCCAGCAGAUAGUGAUGUUCCUUCAAACGAUGCCAAUGGGUUGAAGUUAAAUCCAAAGUCUUCCGUUAAUCCAACAUUAUCUAAUCCUGUCGUGGAGAAGGAAAGGUCCUCGCAAUCUCUCUCGAUCCCAUUCGAGAGUUUACUUACUCAAAGCAAAACAUUUCCUACACUUCCACCACUUCAGUCAUCAUUGGAGGUUGUUGAAGCCUCUGCUUCAAAUGUAGAGUCUCCUUCAUUAGAAGAGGAACUGAAACGUGGUGCGUUAUCUUCCGACCAUGCGGCGGAAGUAGUUCGCGCCCUUGGAACAGACAGUAAAUCAUCACCUGUUGGAGUGAAUGUGGAUGGAACGAGAUGGUGGAGAGAGACAGGAAUUGAGCAAAGACCUGAUGGUGUCAUUUGUAGAUGGACAUUGAUCAGGGGUGUUAGUGCUGACAAAGCUUUAGAGUGGCAAGAGAAGUUUUGGGAGGCUUCUGAUGAGUUUGGCUAUAAGGAACUUGGUUCUGAGAAAUCAGGACGUGAUGCCACUGGAAAUGUUUGGCGUGAAUUUUGGAGAGAAUCCAUGCGUCAGGAAAAUGGGCUAAUGCAUAUGGAGAAAACUGCAGACAAAUGGGGACGUAAUGGUCAAGGUGAUGAGUGGCAGGAAAAAUGGUUUGAACACUACAAUGCAUCUGGUCAAGCUGAGAAAUGGGCACACAAGUGGUGUAGUAUUGACCCAAACACACCUCUUGAUGCAGGGCACGCUCAUGUCUGGCAUGAAAGGUGGGGUGAAACAUAUGAUGGGUACGGUGGCAGCAUAAAAUACACCGACAAAUGGGCCGAGCGUUCAUCGGACGGUGGAUGGGAGAAAUGGGGCGACAAAUGGGACGAAAAUUUCGACCCAAAUAGUCACGGCAUCAAGCAAGGAGAGACCUGGUGGGAAGGUAAGUACGGAGAGCGUUGGAACCGAACCUGGGGUGAGCAACACAAUGGUUCUGGAUGGGUUCACAAGUACGGAAAGAGCAGUAGUGGUGAACAUUGGGACACACAUGAACCGCAAGAUACUUGGUACGAGAGAUUCCCUCAUUUUGGUUUCUUUCACUGCUUUGAAAACUCGGUUCAGCUUAGGGAAGUUAAAAAGCCUUCUGAAAGACAAGAGCCUUAAUUUGUCGAAACCAUGUGAAAAUAUACGAACUUUAAUAAUCUUAUAGCAUCUUGAGUAUAUAUGCUGAUCAUAUCAAGCUCUUCUGAAAAUGUAAGGAAUGUAUGGUGUGUAGUAAUGAUAUUGUAUGUAUGCUUGCAAUUUAUGCAGAAAGUGGCUUUUGCAAUAUUUAUCAA